AAGAGGGGCGGGCCUGUGACGUCAGCGCCUUUUCACUCUCGCGGAGGAGGUAUAUAAGCUGCGUUCAAACUCUCCGUUUGAUAGAAUCCACAUCUGAACAAGGAUAUAUUUAUACAUUUAUACAAAAACAUUUGGAUACACCAGAAGAGAAACGCUCGCUUUUAUCAUCAGUUUAACAACUGAAUUUGAUAAACAAGUACUACAUUUUCUAAAUUUCAUCGUCAUCCGGAAAAAAGUCAGAACAGGCGAACCAGAUAACACACCGCUUUCAAUCGGUGUGUUCAAGAACUGCUCACUUACUACACUUUUUAUGUAUUUGGAUUUAACUUUUUUUGGCCGACGUCCUACUAUGGUCAUAAUGGAGGUCCCCAGCAUCCACUGUGAGUGUCUACGCGACUUGCUGGAGGGCAACGACUCCGGCUGCCUGGUCCUGGACUGCAGAUCGUUCUUCUCAUUCAACUCGUCGCACAUACCCGGCUCGUCCAACGUCCGCUUUAGCACCAUUGUGCGCCGGAGAGCCCGUGGUGGUCUGGGACUGGAGCACAUCGUCCCCAACGAGGACACACGCAACCGGCUUGUCUCUGGAGAGUACGACUCGGUGGUGUUCCUCGACGAUCGCAGUUUGGACUUCAGCCAAGUAAAGAAAGACGGGACCCUGAUGCUGGCUGUGGCCGCCCUGUGCCGUGACCCCUGUGGCGCCAGUGUGUUCAUGCUUAAAGGUGGCUUUGAAACGUUUUCCUCUGAGUACCCGGAGAUGUGCUCCAAGCCUUCACUACCCCAUGGUCUCAGUCUGCCACUGAGUGCCACCCAGCCCCAAAGCGCAGACCCUGGCUGCAGUCCGUGCAGCACGCCUCUUUAUGACCAGGGUGGUCCAGUGGAGAUAUUGCCCUUCCUGUACCUUGGCAGCGCGUACCAUGCCUCUAGGAAAGACAUGCUGGACAUGCUGGGUAUUAGCGCUCUCAUCAACGUCUCGGCCAACUGUCCCAACCACUUCGAAGACUCCUUCCAGUACAAGAGCAUCCCCGUCGAGGACAACCACAAAGCCGACAUCAGUUCCUGGUUCAACGAGGCCAUCGAGUUUAUCGACUCUGUGAAGAAGAGCAACGGACGCGUGUUCGUCCACUGCCAGGCAGGCAUCUCCCGCUCGGCCACCAUCUGCCUAGCCUACCUCAUGCGCACCAACCGGGUCAAGCUGGACGAGGCCUUUGAGUUUGUCAAGCAGCGGAGAAGCAUCAUCUCCCCCAACUUCAGCUUCAUGGGUCAGCUGCUGCAGUUCGAGUCCCAGGUCCUGGCGUCGUCCACCUGUUCCUCAGAGGCCAGCAGCCCGGCCAUCGGCAAGGGCAGCACGGUGUUCAACUUCCCCGUGUCCAUUCCCGUGCACUCGUCGGCCAGCCAGCUCUCCUUCCUCCACAGCCCCAUCACCACCUCGCCAAGCUGCUGAGACCCCAAAACUCUGCCUUCUGCGCCCCCUCUAUUGACUCUCUAGCUCUGAGGGCUACAGGGGUCGUAAUGUAAAACCACCGUGGUGGUAUCGCUGGACUCUGAGAGUUUCCAAGUUGGUGCCCCGUUGGCUGUUUUCUCUGGACAUUGACCGUAGAGCCAAAUGUCCCACUAUUUCAAGUUAAAGCUACCAUUUGGCAGUAUUUUGUUCAUCCUGUGAGCUUGUAAACGUUACCCAUAGCUGUGCAAAUAUUGAGCAAUAUAGGUCAAUUGGCAUGGUUGAAUGAUACAAUUGAGAGUAUUCCUGUAUAGGAAGCGGAUACAAUUAUUUCAUUAGUCUUUUUUUUAUUCAAAGAAGUAAGGUGGAUCGCUUUUUGAUAAUCAUUUCUAUUCUUCGUACAGAAUGGCAAAGCUAGAUUCACUAUUGACUCAGGAAUGUUUAAUAUGUUGUGAUUUGCUUUUUGUGCUUCCUGUGCUGGUUAAAGGAAGCAUUAUAUAAGAAAGAAAAUGGCCAAACUACAGAUGCCUAUUUGGAAGUCACUCCUCCAUUUGAAUGUAUCUCCAUUACUUUAACAGUUCAGGUUGAAAGUGUUGCCAAUUGACAUGUAAAAAAUGGACAUUGUAGACAUAAUGAAACCCUGACGAUCCUCACACUUGGGAGGAAGUAACCGUUGAUUACCUCAUGUUUCUUUACUGUGUACAACAGCUCUGGGACAAAGACUUACCCCCUCCCAAACAUUACCACAGUGGGGCCACAAUAAUACCCACUGUGAUUUUGACUUAUUUAUUGAAGUAAAGUAAUAUAUUUCUCUAUCAUAUCUAUUUUUGCAUAUGUUUGUUAAGUGUUUUGAUACUAUUGAAUAAAUACCAAUUUGCCUUUUUCUA
Molecule: messenger RNA, 2325 nt
Organism: Gadus macrocephalus (Pacific cod)
Lineage: Eukaryota; Metazoa; Chordata; Actinopteri; Gadiformes; Gadidae
Gene: dusp1
Product: dual specificity phosphatase 1
Exons: 4
Coding region: 311-1441 (376 amino acids)
Biological process (GO): protein dephosphorylation; endoderm formation; negative regulation of p38MAPK cascade
Cellular component (GO): nucleus; cytoplasm
Molecular function (GO): protein tyrosine/threonine phosphatase activity; MAP kinase tyrosine/serine/threonine phosphatase activity
Source: RefSeq, a predicted model, not a curated record